CGUCACAAUAGCGGCUGGCCAGAGUCCCUACCCGGUCCCAGCCGAUCGGGGCUGGUUUGAGCUGGUGCGUUGCCAUAGCGACGCCGGCUGCCCUAUAUAUAGGAGCGCCGCGGCGGUGGCGAACCUUUGUCAGCCUCGGCGCCCCGCUCGCUCCGCAGGCCCCGCUCCUCCUCAGGCGGCAGGGCGCCUCCCGCCCAGCUCCUCGCACCGCGCCCGGCUCGCAGGAGGAGGAGGAGGCGGCUCGGAGCGAGGGGACCGGCCGCCGCCGAGGCUUGACAGCAGCUCCCGCCACCGCUGCCUGAGGCGAGGCGAGGCGAGAUUGAGUACAUCAUACAGUUGCUGAACAGAGGAGAACUUGCCUUCAAGAUAGCAAGAUUUUGUGGAGUGUGCCUCCUUGGUUCUGAUUAAAUUUGAUCUGUCAUCUAUUUUCUACUUAAAUCCUUUCACGUAAACCUGAAAUCUUGGAAAUCAUGAGUAGCUUCAGCAAUGAAGAAUUUGAAUUCACCUUCCUUGACGAAGGCUUUACUGCCAAGGAUAUCCUUGACCAAAAAAUAAAUGAAGUGUCAUCUUCUGAUGAUAAAGAUGCCUUCUAUGUUGCUGACCUCGGGGACAUUGUAAAGAAGCACAUGCGAUGGCAUAAAGCACUUCCUCGGGUAACCCCCUUCUAUGCUGUAAAAUGUAAUGACAGCAAAGCUGUAGUGAAGACACUUGCUGUUCUUGGUGCAGGAUUUGAUUGCGCCAGUAAGACGGAAAUACAGCUGGUACAGAGCAUUGGUGUACCCCCUGAGCGAAUAAUAUAUGCAAAUCCCUGCAAACAAGUAUCUCAAAUCAAACAUGCUGCCAGCAGUGGUGUACAGAUGAUGACAUUUGAUAGUGAAGUAGAACUAAUGAAAGUUGCAAGGGCCCAUCCAAAAGCCAAAUUAGUCUUGCGCAUUACAACUGAUGACUCCAAAGCAGUUUGUCGUCUGAGUGUUAAAUUUGGAGCCACGCUUAAGACUAGCAGGCUGCUUCUGGAGCGUGCAAAAGAACUUGACCUUGCUAUCAUUGGAGUUAGUUUCCAUGUUGGAAGUGGAUGUACAGACCCAGAGACCUUUGUUCAAGCCAUUUCUGAUGCCCGCUGUGUGUUCGAUAUGGGAGCUGAACUUGGCUUCAAUAUGUAUUUGCUUGAUAUUGGUGGUGGCUUCCCUGGCUCUGAAGAUGUCAAGCUUAAAUUUGAAGAGAUCACCAGUGUAAUCAACCCAGCACUGGAUAAAUACUUUCCUUCAGAUUCUGGAAUAAAUAUUAUUGCAGAGCCAGGAAGAUACUAUGUUGCAUCAGCAUUCACGCUGGCAGUCAACAUCAUUGCAAAAAAAAUUGUAUUAAAGGAGCAAACAGGUUCUGAUGAUGAAGAUGAUGCAAAUGACAAAACUCUUAUGUACUAUGUGAAUGAUGGAGUCUAUGGAUCAUUCAACUGCAUCUUGUAUGAUCACGCACAUGUUAAACCAGUUCUGCAAAAGCGGCCUAAACCGGAUGACAGCUGCUAUUCCUGCAGCAUAUGGGGACCAACAUGUGAUGGCCUAGAUCGUAUUGUUGAGCGUUUUAAUAUGCCAGAGUUGCAAGUUGGUGACUGGAUCCUGUUUGAAAAUAUGGGUGCCUAUACUGUUGCAGCAGCUUCUACUUUCAAUGGAUUCCAGAGGCCAACAAUACACUAUGUGAUGUCAAGACCAGCAUGGCAACUAAUGCAGCAGAUCAAGGAGCAAGGGUUCUUAGCUGAAGUGGAGGAGCAGGAUGUUGCUAGUCUGCCACUCUCUUGUGCCUGGGAAAGCGGAAUUGAAUAUCCAGCAACUUGUGCUUCAGCUAGUAUUAAUGUAUAGGUAAUACUUAGUAAUUAACUGCAAGGUUAGUCAUUGAAUUUAGGGCAUUUGGGGGACCAUUAACUUAAUUCUUGCUAGAAUUUUUAAGUGUUUUUUUAAAGUUUAGAUUGGCAUAAAUGCAACAAAAAUGUCUAGGAGAUGGGUCACAAUUAUCUGUGUUCCUAUGGAAACUAUUUGAAUAUUGUUUUAUAUGGAUUUUUAUUCACUUUUCAUGUAUGCUACUAAAGACUGACCCUCAACUGUCAAACAAGUAUUUGUAGCUUGUGUAUGGCAGAACGGGCUAAGCUUAGUGUUUUGUGACCUACCUGUUUUAAAAUAAAGUAUAUUGAAA
Grus americana (Whooping crane) is the source of this 2184-nucleotide messenger RNA. RefSeq names its product ornithine decarboxylase 1 (gene ODC1). The transcript is spliced from 12 exons. Gene Ontology annotation, molecular function: ornithine decarboxylase activity. NCBI's taxonomy places the organism in Eukaryota, Metazoa, Chordata, Aves, Gruiformes, Gruidae. Gene Ontology annotation, cellular component: cytoplasm. The coding region runs from base 471 to 1853 and encodes 460 amino acids. The record is from RefSeq and is a predicted model, not a curated record.